Electrophorus electricus (electric eel) is the source of this 1108-nucleotide messenger RNA. RefSeq names its product peptidylprolyl isomerase B (cyclophilin B) (gene ppib). Gene Ontology annotation, cellular component: cytoplasm; intracellular membrane-bounded organelle. The record is from RefSeq and is a predicted model, not a curated record. Gene Ontology annotation, biological process: protein folding; protein peptidyl-prolyl isomerization. NCBI's taxonomy places the organism in Eukaryota, Metazoa, Chordata, Actinopteri, Gymnotiformes, Gymnotidae. Gene Ontology annotation, molecular function: cyclosporin A binding; peptidyl-prolyl cis-trans isomerase activity.
UUUUUCCAGAACAGAUUCGUGAAUGUCCUUGGACACGCACAAAGACUUCCUCGAUCAGGCAAUUUUCCUGCAUAGUAGCAAUAUCUGCUGGAAUUUGGGAUUUCGCUGCGUGGUGCUGCAAAUCUCCACCCCGGAUGCCCACACAUUCCCCUCCCCCUUAGCCUAACCAUAACAUUUACCACACACACACGUUUUGGGUUGUUCAUGGUGCGGAUUUGUGAGAGAAAGAUGAAGUUCUUGGUAGCAGUAACAGUAAUCGUCGGUUCUGUCGUUUUCCUGCUCUUCCCUAAUGGGUCCAAUGCUGAUGAGAAAAAGAAAGGACCCAAAGUUACCGCCAAGGUGUACUUCGACAUGCGAAUUGGAGAUGAGGAUGUAGGGCGUAUUGUUAUCGGCCUGUUUGGAAAAACCGUUCCGAAGACCACGGACAAUUUCAUCGCCUUGGCUACCGGAGAGAAAGGAUUUGGCUACAAGGGCAGCAAAUUCCAUCGGGUGAUUAAAGACUUCAUGAUUCAAGGAGGCGACUUCACCAGAGGAGAUGGAACUGGAGGAAAGAGUAUCUAUGGUGACCGUUUCCCUGACGAGAACUUCAAGCUGAAGCAUUAUGGUCCCGGCUGGUUGAGCAUGGCUAAUGCGGGCAAAGACACCAAUGGUUCCCAGUUCUUCAUUACCACAGUGCAGACUCCAUGGCUUGACGGCAAGCACGUCGUCUUUGGCAAGAUCCUGGAGGGAAUGGAUGUGGUGCGGAAGAUUGAAGGCACGAAAACAGACAGCAGAGAUAAACCUCUGAAAGAUGUCACCGUCUAUGAAUGUGGCAAGAUCGAGGUUGAGAAACCCUUUGCUAUUGCAAAGGAGUAAGUCGCCCCCAGGGGGGAAGCAGGACUCUGGGAUUCUGGGGAUUUGAAAGCUGUGCUGUACCACUAAUAUUGUAGUGGUGAAUGUGUGCGCGGCACAAAGUCAGCUCAUCACUCCCCAUUAUCCUACACCUGUAGCGGUCCGCCAAACGGCACACUUUGGGUCUAUCUCAGAGGCAUUCCACAAUAUCACACUGACUAACUUAACACCUGCUUUUUGUAAACAAAUCUUCAAUAAAGGAUCCAGGUUUUGUUAA